AUGUUCCGUGUCGAACUCGUCUCAGACACGUCAACGGCCACACCAGGCUGGUCCUAUGCCCCAACCAGGGGCUUCGACCCUACACAAGCGAUGGCCCCAAGCCUAGGCCGUAAACGCGGCAUCCGCGACGCCGGCAAGGGCGGCGACAUCUCCUCCCGGCAAGCGAACGCGAUCGCACGCCACAUUGCCGAGUUAGACCGCGAGAAUCAGCGCGACGUCUCCAUCCCAGCGCCCGUGAAACAAGCCCGAGAAGCCGGCGCACGGGGCACGCGAGCAAAGACCACUUCGAACGUCCGCCGCAUCCUCCAGUCCCAGAAGACCUUCCGGAACCACCUAGACGAUGAAGAGGCGGCAAUAGCCUCGGGUAGUGGUGGUAUAGCAGGCAUGCAGGGCGCGGGUGCCGCGAGCAUCAUCGCGGCCAAGGGAGGCAAGGCUGCCGCGCGCACCGCGACACCGGCUAGUACAGCAGGAGUCAAACGUCCCUCAGCGGCCAUGGUGGGUACGGCAACUGGCGCAUCGACGCCCGCGCAGGAAACCACGGACGCUGAAACUGAUGCCGACGAUGAGCCGUCGCGCAAGCCGAAACUUAUCAAGUCUGAAUAUGAUGACGAUCCUCUUCUACGCUCGUAUGCGCCCCCUGUACCUUCUGAUCGGCUAAUGCAGCGGCUGCUAGCGGAGGCGCCGCUUUCUUAUAACGCGUCGCGUGCGAAGCCACCGGCGUCGGCGCCGCCGGGGCGCCAUUUUUGUUGUAUGUGUGGGUAUUGGGGAAAGAUUCGGUGCAAGAGUUGUCAUUUGAGGACUUGUAGCUUGGAUUGCUACAAGGUUCAUGAGGAUUCAAGGUGUGGUGCCUUCUUUUAG
Penicillium vulpinum is the source of this 858-nucleotide messenger RNA. RefSeq names its product putative HIT finger domain protein. NCBI's taxonomy places the organism in Eukaryota, Fungi, Ascomycota, Eurotiomycetes, Eurotiales, Aspergillaceae. Gene Ontology annotation, biological process: chromatin remodeling. The transcript has a single exon. Bases 1 to 858 code for a protein of 285 amino acids. Gene Ontology annotation, cellular component: Swr1 complex. Gene Ontology annotation, molecular function: nucleosome binding. The record is from RefSeq and is a predicted model, not a curated record.